AGAGCCUUGCGACCUUCACCACGUGCCGUUUUGUUGCACUGCACUCGCAAAGACGAGAAACGGAGUAAAGGAUCAAUUUUUGGGGAAGAAGUGAGAGGGUUGAAGAGAUCUGGGAAGCGUUUCUCACUUGCAGUUGCUCACAAUCACAAUUCAUCGUAAUUUCGUUUCAUCAUAAAACCCCCAAAAAUAAAAAGGGGGCAAAAUGAGAAGCGCCAAGAUGUGGACGAUUUUCAUGUGUCUGGUUCUCAGCUUCUUCGCUCGCAUUCAAUCGCUCUCCGUCACGGUGAAUGACGUCGAGUGCGUCUACGAAUACGUGCUAUACGAGGGUGACACCGUUUCGGGAAACUUCGUUGUCGUCGACCAUGACAUUUUCUGGAGCUCCGAUCACCCCGGCAUUGAUUUCACGGUGACAUCUCCUGGUGGAAAUACUGUCCAGAAUAUCAAGGGGACCUCUGGCGACAAGUUCACCUUUAAAGCCCCAACACAUGGAAUGUAUAAAUUUUGUUUUCAUAACCCAUACUCAACGCCUGAGACUGUUUCUUUCUACAUCCAUGUUGGUCAUAUUCCCUCUGAGCAUGACCUUGCCAAAGAUGAGCAUUUGGACCCCAUUAAUGUAAAAAUUGCUGAGCUCAGAGAAGCACUAGAGUCUGUUACAGCUGAACAAAAGUACUUGAGAGCUCGUGAUGCAAGACAUCGACAUACGAAUGAGAGCACACGUAAGCGUGUUAUAUUCUAUACUGUGGGAGAGUACCUUCUGUUGGCUGGUGUUAGUGCACUGCAAGUCAUAUACAUAAGGCGCCUUUUCAGCAAGUCAGUGGCCUACAACCGUGUUUGAGUCUCCUCUCUUAUUUAGCGACAGUGUUAGGUUUACAUAUCUGUUCUGUUCUAUUUUAAACCAUAUAAUCCUUAUCCAACACUUUUUUCAAUUCAACAUAGACGUGACUUUAUUUUGAUACCCAACAUGAUUUUUAAAUUCCUUAGUUUCAAUUUAAAUGGAUUGACAGAAAUUAAUAGAAUCGUGUGGGGUGGGAGUCGAUGCUUAUACUACGAUUCUUAAAUAAAGCUUCUGUGAGUUCUUAAACGGUUGAAGUAAAAUAAGAUAUUUUUGG
Abrus precatorius (Indian licorice) is the source of this 1109-nucleotide messenger RNA. RefSeq names its product transmembrane emp24 domain-containing protein p24beta3. Gene Ontology annotation, biological process: endoplasmic reticulum to Golgi vesicle-mediated transport; Golgi organization; intracellular protein transport. The record is from RefSeq and is a predicted model, not a curated record. The transcript has 4 exons. Bases 203 to 835 code for a protein of 210 amino acids. NCBI's taxonomy places the organism in Eukaryota, Viridiplantae, Streptophyta, Magnoliopsida, Fabales, Fabaceae. Gene Ontology annotation, cellular component: endoplasmic reticulum; endoplasmic reticulum-Golgi intermediate compartment; Golgi apparatus.